Molecule: messenger RNA, 1966 nt
Organism: Oldenlandia corymbosa var. corymbosa
Lineage: Eukaryota; Viridiplantae; Streptophyta; Magnoliopsida; Gentianales; Rubiaceae
Source: the annotation of a GenBank genome assembly
GAAGAAGAAGAAAGAAAAGGAUGAGGGUAGUUGGGAUAUAAAGCGGGAGUUACAGGGAGAUAUUUCUUUUAUUAUAGAAGAGAAUUCCACCGUCGCCGGCGGUCGUCGGAGUGGCUGUGAAAUCAUGUCGCUAGAGAUCAAACUCUCCCGUUCACAUCGGAUUUAUCGGCCAAAUGAAGCUCUGGAAGGGAAAAUCGUGGCGAAAAUUUCAUCUUCAGUGUCUCACCAAGGAAUUCGACUUACCAUCAAUGGCUCAGUCAAUUUGCAGGUUCGUGGAGGAUCAGCUGGACUGAUAGAAUCGGUAUAUGGUGUUGUCAAGCCUAUUCCAAUUGUGAAAAAGACCAUUGUUGUCCAACCUUCAGGAAAGAUUGGCUCUGGUGUCACAGAGAUACCAUUUUCCAUAAUCCUGAAAGAUAAAGGAAAAGAGGACCAGGAAAAAUUUUAUGAAACAUUUCAUGGAGGAAAUAUCAGUGUACAGUAUUUGGUGACUGUAGAUGUUGCAAGAGGAUACCUCCAUAAAUCUUUGUCUGCUGCCCUGGAGUUCAUAAUUGAAAGUGAAAAAGACAGUCUUCCUGAGAAACCUAUUUCUCCUGAAACGAUUCUCUUUUAUAUAACUCAGGACACCCAAAGACACACAUUACUUCCUGAACUAAAAUCAGGUGGUUUUCGAAUAAGUGGUAGAGUGUGUUCCCAAUGUUCUGUGCUGGAUCCCCUUACCGGCGAGUUAACAAUUGAAGCAUCUGGAACACCUAUUCAAUCCAUUGAUAUUCAUUUGUUUAGGGUAGAAUCAAUAUUGGUUGGAGACCAUGUAGCCACAGAGGCCUCUAUUGUGCAAACAACACAGAUUGCAGAUGGAGACGUAUGCCGUGGUUUGGCCCUGCCCAUUUAUGUUAUACUUCCACGUCUUCUGACAUGCCCAACGAUUUAUGCUGGGCCAUUUUCCAUAGAGUUCAAAAUUACCAUUGUGAUUACCUUUCAAUCGGAACAGACCAAGGCACAAAAAAAAUUUGAUCCGAAAUACCCACAGCCAUGGGUAAGCAAACACAUCAAAUUGUUUGUAAUUUAUACCAUCCUUCUGAGUCUAAAAUAUCUCAUGAUGGGAAUUUAGAUGGCCCUGGAAAGUGUUCCAUUGGAAUUGGUCAGGACAAAGUGAACUAUUUGAGGUAACAGAUCUGCCAUGCAGAUUUCUGACUUCAUCAAUUGUUGGCAAUUGGUGGAAUUCAAUGCACCCACAAUGCUCCUGUGUCAUCGAAUAUUUUCUCGGAAUCUUAUAUGGGAGAGAGACGGUCAAAUUAGAUCCUUAAAUAGGUCCAAAACAUCUUCGUUUUCUUCACAGAUGGGGCAUCACUUAAGACGAACUAGCUACCUUUACUGAAGCUGUGGUGGUAGAGGGGAUGUAAGUUGACAUUGAUCAACUUUCAAGGUUGCAUUAGGUCGUAGCAGUGAACAUACAUAUAUUUUCUGGAAGAAAAACAUAUUGAGUUGAGUGAGAUGCAGCAGUUGUGAGAGUAGUAAAGAGCAGAAGCUGUGUUACUGGCACUUCUGUGUGACUGCCUUUGUAGUUUGUUAGCCAUUGUAUUCCAUUUCUAAGGGGCCAAAAAGCUUACUUCCAAAAUUGAUGGACGCUUUCCUGCGCUCUGAACUUCGUUGAUCAGAUUUUGAGUAACAUUGUUUUUGCUUUCAAAAUGGGACUUAAGGAUUCAUUCAUCCUUCCCAAAUAUACAAAUAUGUUAAUUAUUCUCCCAAUUUAAUCUAGGCCUUCCAUGAUGCAUUGAUGCUGGAUUUGGACAGGAUCAGAACUAGAAGAACCAUGGGUGGAAAAUUGUAUCUUUAUUGAAUCUGAAUGAACAGUGAUCUGUUUAUACGUAGGAGAUAGGCUUCCCUUCCUAAUCUAUUAAUCAUAAUAAUAUCAUUAUAUAUAUGCUAAUCAUAUCCCUAUAAAUUAAGUCAGCUUACAUAUACACUA